This is a messenger RNA of Arabis nemorensis, 315 nucleotides long. The record is from the annotation of a GenBank genome assembly. Lineage: Eukaryota; Viridiplantae; Streptophyta; Magnoliopsida; Brassicales; Brassicaceae.
AUGGAGCAGCUUCUAGAACCUGAACGUAUGAUAGUUUUCCGAGUUCCAUGGAUAGAUGACCGUGGUGAAACACAUGUAAACCGCGGCUUUAGAGUUCAGUUCAAUCAGGCACUGGGUCCAUGUAGGGGAGGUAUUCGAUUUCAUCCAUCCAUGAACUUAAGCAUUGCCAAAUUUCUUGGCUUUCAGCAGACGUUGAAAAAUGCUCUGUCACCAUAUAAACUGGGAGGGGCUUCAGGUGGAAGCGAUUUUGAUCCUAAAGAAACAAGUGACAAUGAGGUGACAUCUUGGCCCCUUGCAUUUUUGACCCGCAAGUGA